GCAACCUGGCGCAGGCUGCACACUUUUAGAUGUCACAGAAGCUGAGUUAUUUGUGCCUCGUUUUUCUUUUAUAUUCCUACAGCAAUGCCUCCCAAAAAGUCAGCAGCUGAGGCGCCUGCACAGUCUUCAAGCGAUGUAGCGGUGGAAGAGACGGAUGAGAAAGCGCCAGGUGCCGCGGCGGUGCGUAAAAUUGCAGCUCAUCCCUCCACUGCCAUUAUGGUGAAAGAAGCGCUUAAAGAAUUAGACUCGCGCAAAGGAGUCUCAUCACAAGCCAUACAGAAUUAUAUUAAACAGAAGUACCCCUCUGUGGAUUCGGUGAGGUUGAAGUAUUUGGUCCGCAAAGCCCUGAAAAAAGGAAUUGAGAAUGGCACUUUAGUGCGGCCUGCAAACUCCAGUGUCACCACAGGCGCGACGGGGAAAUUCAGGCUCGCACCAAAAGUGAAAGAGUCAAAGCCAAAGGGCGAGAAUGCAGAUCCCAAUGUCCAAAAAUCUCCAAAAGCAGCCAAGGGCAAAACGAAGGAUGGAGCCAAAAAGUCUAAAAAAGCAGGUGCCACUAAGAAGACAGAUGCUGCAAAUGAACAAACAAAAUCACCAAAGGACUUGAAGCCUCCUAAAAAGUCAAAGAAAAAUGACGAGGCUCUUGCCUCAAAGGUUGCACCAGCAAAGAAGCCUAAAGCGAAGAAAGCUGAAGCGGGAGGUGAUGGUGAGGGCACCAAAACUAAAGCUGCAAAGAAGACAAAGGAGGGGAAGCCUGAAAAGGCAUCCCAGAGCAAGGCCACUAAAGCUGGCAGUGAUGUCCCUUCUAAAGCUACUGGGAAGCGAGCAAAGAAGGCUGCAGACUAAAGUUUAUACUAUUUUAUACUGUUAUUUGCAAUAAAAUCUUAAUUUUUGA
Molecule: messenger RNA, 892 nt
Organism: Mugil cephalus (flathead mullet)
Lineage: Eukaryota; Metazoa; Chordata; Actinopteri; Mugiliformes; Mugilidae
Product: protein B4
Exons: 5
Coding region: 85-843 (252 amino acids)
Biological process (GO): nucleosome assembly
Cellular component (GO): nucleosome
Molecular function (GO): structural constituent of chromatin; DNA binding
Source: RefSeq, a predicted model, not a curated record